Molecule: messenger RNA, 2031 nt
Organism: Daucus carota subsp. sativus
Lineage: Eukaryota; Viridiplantae; Streptophyta; Magnoliopsida; Apiales; Apiaceae
Product: tetrahydroberberine oxidase
Exons: 1
Coding region: 31-1653 (540 amino acids)
Molecular function (GO): oxidoreductase activity; FAD binding
Source: RefSeq, a predicted model, not a curated record
CAACCAUCACAAGUCAAAAAAUUAAAUAUUAUGAAGAUUUCAUUGGCCAAAAUCUUUGUUUUCUGUAGCUUUUGGGUAAUACUUUCAUCAGCUAGCAGCCAUGAAGAUUUUGUCCAGUGUCUCACCCGUUUUUCACCCAACACAAACUCAAUAACCAAACAAAUUUACACCCCACAAAACUCAUCUUACACUUCUGUCUUAGAGUCCUCGAUAAAUAAUCUACGUUUUGCGGGCUCUAGCACCCCCAAGCCCCUUGUGAUUGUCACACCAACGGAGGACUCUCAGGUCCAGGCAGUGAUUUAUUGCGCGAAAAAGCACCACAUCCAGAUGAGGAUCCGGGGAGGGGGGCAUGACUAUGAGGGCCUCUCGUACGUCUCGAAAGCGCCUUUUGUGGUGCUUGACAUGGUUCGCUACAAUAAGAUUGAUGUUGAUCAUGAGGCUGCCACUGCAUGGGUGCAAUCCGGUGCAACAUUAGGUGAACUCUACUACAGCAUUGCUCAAAAAAGUAGUACCCUUGGAUUUCCGGGUGGAUUCUGGUAUACUGUGGGUGUUACUGGACUCAUUGGUGGCGGAGGCUAUGGAAAUUUACGACGUAAAUAUGGCCUUGCUGCUGACAAUGUGAUCGAUGCUCGGAUAGUGGAUGUCAAGGGAAGAAUUUUGGAUAGAAAUUCGAUGGGGGAAGAUUUGUUUUGGGCUAUUAGAGGAGGCGGUGCUUCUAGUUUCGGUGUCAUUCUUUCUUGGAAACUAAAGCUCGUUUCGGUUCCUGAAAUUGUGACAGCUAUUCAGCUCGACAGAACAAUAGAACAAAAUGGCACUGAAAUUCUUCAUAAGUGGCAAUCUGUGGCUCCUAACCUUCCCAAAGACGUCGAAAUUAGAGUUAUAGCCGCUACUAUAUGGAAAAAUAGGCCUAAUCCAGUAGCCAGAACAGUACUUACCGAUGACUCCAUAGCUAGAAACCGAGCCGAAAAAACAAUUCUGUUAAGGUUUUCGGGCUAUUUCCUUGGCGGUCAAGAAAAACUUGUUUCCAUGAUGAACAAAGAGUUCUCUGAACUAGGCCUGACAAAAGAAGACUGCACCGAACUCAGUUACAUUCAAUCUGCACAACGUUUUUCCCUGCUUUCGACAUCCGAGUCCCCUGAAGUUCUGCUAAACAGAACAUCAUUCAGAAUCCCUUUUAAGGCCAAAUCAAGCUACGCCGAAAGGCCAAUUUCAAGAAAAGGCUUAGAGGGAAUAUGGACCAGGCUCCUUGAAUAUGAUCCCGGGACGACAAAUUUUGUUUUCACUUCUUACGGAGGCAGAAUGAAUGAAAUUGCAGAAUCUGCAAUUCCAUUCCCCCAUAGAGCUGGCACAUUGUUCAUGAUCUAUAUGAGAGUGCAGACUGAUGGAGAUGCGGAGAAGAGAAUAGAAUGGAUCAGAGAGCUGUACGAGUAUUUGACACCUUAUGUAACGAAAAAUCCGAGAACUUCGUACGUGAAUUAUAAUGAUCUUGAUCUGGGAGUCAACAAUGAAGAAGGUCCAACAAGCUACAAGCGAGCAAGCGUGUGGGGUAAAAAGUAUUUCAAGAAUAAUUUCGAUAGAUUGGUUCGGGUUAAGUCGUCGGUUGAUCCUGGAAACUUCUUCAGGCACGAACAGAGUAUCCCUCCAUUUUCGUGAUUCUUUGGAAGAGUUAAUUGCAAAUUGCACUUCUGAACUUGGGCCCAAACGUACUUCGGUCAACAUACUUUUAUAAAUUGCAUUUUGCAUCCCCUUGAUAUUUAGCACGCUGCAAUGUACAACCUUUCCAUCCAAGUCCGUUAAAUCUCAGUGUUUAACGUUACUUAAGUAAGGGUAGAACAGGAAAAAUCCAUUUUCAAUGAUCUUCUUCCCCAAUUUUCUAUAUAUGCCCUAAAUUUGUUUGCAUGAGCCCUAAUUUCUUGGCUUAGUCUCUUCUCUUCUUUAGAAAAGAUAUAUUUGAUCAUCAAGAGCCAAUACGUCAUAUGCGUGUAGAUCAAUUAAGCAGACAUAUAGUGAAAUAUAUGGAAAAAAAAUCAU